Messenger RNA from Dendrobium catenatum, 914 nucleotides. RefSeq names its product HMG-Y-related protein A. Gene Ontology annotation, cellular component: nucleosome; nucleus; nucleolus. The record is from RefSeq and is a predicted model, not a curated record. Gene Ontology annotation, biological process: chromosome condensation; negative regulation of DNA recombination; nucleosome assembly. Bases 78 to 605 code for a protein of 175 amino acids. Gene Ontology annotation, molecular function: double-stranded DNA binding; nucleosomal DNA binding. The transcript has 2 exons. NCBI's taxonomy places the organism in Eukaryota, Viridiplantae, Streptophyta, Magnoliopsida, Asparagales, Orchidaceae.
AACCAUUUCUUUUCCUUGGUUCAAAGCCCGAAUCUUUUAUCUAAUCUUUCUCUACUCGGUGCAGUCCACAUUCCUCAAUGGCUACUGCCGAGGAGGAGAACAAGGCUGCUUCCCAUCCUGCUUACUACGAGAUGAUACUAGGCGCCAUUACGGAGCUGGGCGAGAAAGAUGGGUCCAGCAAACUGGCGAUUUCAAAACAAAUUGAGGCCACUUACGGGGACCGCCUACCGGAAGACCACUCUGCUGUGCUUUCCGAAUCGCUUGCCAAACUGAAGGAGUCCGGCAAGCUUUUGUUCGUCAACAACAACUAUUUGAAGCCCGAUACCGACGCUCAGCCACGGCGCGGUAGAGGUCGCCCUCCGAAGCCUAAACCAGAUGUUCCUGAAGGGCCUGAGCUUCAAUCGACGAAGCAGCGCAGUUUGCCUGCAAAGGAAAAUAAACCAGUUUCUGCUUCUAGUGGGAAGAAGCGAGGUAGGCCGCCAAAGGGUUCGAAUACCAAUGGCGAUUCUGCGCCGGAGAUUGCUGGGAUAACGCCGACGGGGCCCAAACGUGGACGGGGACGACCGCCCAAGGUGAGUUCGUCGACGGAGGUAUCUGUGGAGUGAGAUUAGGUCGCAUGAGGAGGUGAUGUGGAAGGUGGUAAAGGGUGAAUGAUGAUAUAAUGGUUCUGUGCUAUGGUAGAAAUGCUAAUGAAAGUUUGUGUUCUUAGUCAUUUUUGGGUGUUGUCUUAAGCUAUCUUUUGUAAAAUGCGCUGAUGAGGUUACUGUUAGCUGAAAAGUACUGACUUGAUGGUAUUGUUGGUGUCUUUUACUUUUUUGUUGAUCUGUUUGUUACAGCCAUCGAUCCACCUUUUUGAUUCGAAGUUGGAACUAUUCUGUCUAUGAGGCUAGUAAGUCCAGAUAUGUUGACUAAUA